Messenger RNA from Tetrahymena thermophila SB210, 1428 nucleotides. RefSeq lists its product as hypothetical. Lineage: Eukaryota; Ciliophora; Oligohymenophorea; Hymenostomatida; Tetrahymenidae. The transcript is spliced from 2 exons. The record is from RefSeq and is a predicted model, not a curated record.
AUGUGCUAUAUUACCAAUACUCAAAACACAGAGGAAUAAAACUAAUAAAGAAACUUCGCUAGGUUCUUUGCUCCUAACUAAAAUUAUUAAUAUCCCUUUGCCUUCUAAUUGAAUGGAAAACCCAUCAACGAAUACUAGGAUGAAUCAAGUGAAGGUUAUGACAGCUAAGAGCAAUACCAAUACGGAUAUCCUAUGUAGUAAUAACAAAACUACGUCUACUUAGACAAUAAGCCUUUUAAUCAAUAUGGAUUCAAUAACUAAAAUGCCUAUAACAAUGAAAACGAAAUUUUCAAUAUCUUGGGUCCUAUCGAAAACAACGAAGUCCAAAAUGUUUAAGAAAGUGGUGAGUUCUACUCCGAUGCUAUCUAUAACUAAGUUUAUAAUGAUAACGAAGCCCCUUUCAUCUUUGCCAAGAAUGAAGAAGAAGUUUUCUACUAACCUCAAUACUAAGAAAAUAACACUUAUAAUCAUUUUGAAGCUCCUAUCUAUAAUAAUAUUCCUGCUCCUUAAAACUAAGAAUAAUUGCAAGCUAACUAUGCUAGUUAAUCUGAAUUCAAUUAAUAGAUUUAAUAUUAUCCUUAAUAAUAACAACCUUAAUUUGUUCCCUAAGGUUAUGAAGUCAAUGGAUAUUAAGAGUAGGUUCCUUAAUAAUAUUAAUUACCUCAAUAUCCCUAAAUGAGUGAAGCUCCUAUUAUUCCUCAAAGUAAUCUCCAAAACUAGUAAUCAGCUUAGAUUUAAUAAAAGCAAGAAUAUUGCAAUGAUGUUUAGAGCUCAUCUAAUCUUGGUGAAGAAGAAAAUAACAAGUAUGACGAUCAAGAAGAUGACGAUUUUGAAAAGGAAGGUUCUGAAGAGUAAAACGAAAUAAUAGAUAAGAUCAAGAAAUCCAACAAGAAGAAUGUUGUAAAAAACAUUAUGAGCGCUUUCAAGCGUUUCAUCCAAGAUAUCUAAUCUGAAACUUCUUAAUCUUCUUCUCCUUCUAACUUAGACUCUUCUUCCAAUUUAAGCUGCAGCACUGCUUCUCUUUAAGCUGCUAAGCCUUCCAAAAUCUCUAAUCUCAAAUAGAAUAUUUCAAACAGUGAUAGUUACCAAAUCAACGUUGCCGUUGAAAGAGAAAAUGUCCUAUCUAUUUACAAUAACUCCAAAGUUAAACCCGAUUCCAUUGAAGAAAUGGGAAAGAAAUUCAAGAGAUACAUUAGCUCUAAACAAUUCAAUCACUACACCAUUCGUCUUCUUGUCUAGCAUCAAAAUUACGGUUAAAUUUUCAAAUACUUCUUAGAAAACCACGCUAACAACUGGUUGAAUAACAGUAAAGUUGAUGAUCCUUAUGGUCACAAAAUUAUGAUUGAAUUCCUUAUGGCUUCUUAUGAAGAUAUUAACAUCAUCGAAAAGCUUAAAAAGCACGAAAAGAGAAAAGCCAUUUACUAAUGA